GUACAGAAUGGUUUCAUCAUGAUAUUUCAGAUUGUGGUGGGUUGUGAAGCCACUUCUUGUGGUGACCUUCAUUCUGUGAUGUUGGAAUACACUAAAGAUGCAAGGUCUGAUUCCUGGCAACUUGUUCAGACCCAGUGCCUUCCUUCCUCCUCAAACAGCAUUGGCUGCUCCCCUUUCCAGUUUCAUGAAGCCACCAUCUACAAUGCUGUCAACAGCUCAAGCUGGAAGAGGAUCACUAUCCAGCUUCCUGACCAUGUCUCCUCCAGUGCAACUCAGUUCCGCUGGAUCCAGAAGGGAGAAGAAACUGAGAAGCAAAGCUGGGCCAUCGACCAUGUGUACAUCGGAGAGGCUUGCCCCAAGCUUUGCAGUGGGCACGGGUACUGCACCACUGGUGCCGUCUGCAUCUGUGAUGAAAGUUUCCAAGGUGAUGAUUGCUCUGUUUUCAGUCAUGAUCUUCCUAGUUACAUUAAAGAUAAUUUUGAGUCAGCAAGAGUCACUGAGGCAAACUGGGAGACCAUUCAAGGUGGCGUGAUAGGCAGUGGCUGUGGGCAGCUGGCACCCUAUGCCCAUGGAGACUCACUCUAUUUUAAUGGCUGUCAGAUAAGGCAAGCUGCUACAAAACCUCUGGAUCUCACUCGAGCAAGCAAAAUUAUGUUUGUUUUACAAAUUGGGAGCACAUCCCAGACAGACAGCUGCAAUAGUGACCUGAAUGGCCCCCACGCGGUGGACAAGGCAGUGCUGCUGCAGUACAGUGUCAACAACGGUAUCACUUGGCAUGUCAUCGCCCAGCACCAGCCAAAGGACUUCACACAAGCUCAGAGAGUGUCUUACAAUGUCCCCCUGGAGGCACGGAUGAAAGGAGUUUUAUUGCGCUGGUGGCAACCACGCCACAAUGGAACAGGUCAUGAUCAGUGGGCUUUGGACCAUGUGGAGGUCGUCCUAGUAAGCACUCGCAAACAAAAUUACAUGAUGAAUUUUUCACGGCAACAUGGGCUCAGGCACUUCUACAACAGAAGACGAAGGUCACUCAGGCGAUACCCAUGAGGAAUCAAAGUUUAUUUUUCCUUCCAACAUGUGAUGUGUUGCUCU
Castor canadensis (American beaver) is the source of this 1089-nucleotide messenger RNA. NCBI's taxonomy places the organism in Eukaryota, Metazoa, Chordata, Mammalia, Rodentia, Castoridae. The record is from RefSeq and is a predicted model, not a curated record.